Molecule: messenger RNA, 1238 nt
Organism: Galendromus occidentalis (western predatory mite)
Lineage: Eukaryota; Metazoa; Arthropoda; Arachnida; Mesostigmata; Phytoseiidae
Gene: Gnpnat
Product: glucosamine 6-phosphate N-acetyltransferase
Exons: 5
Coding region: 473-1036 (187 amino acids)
Molecular function (GO): glucosamine 6-phosphate N-acetyltransferase activity
Source: RefSeq, a predicted model, not a curated record
AAUUACAGAGCGCUAUCGACCCGUGUGGCGAAGCGAAGCAGAACAUACCGAUACCGCUUUCUGUGGCCUUCUCACAUUUUCCGGCGCUCGAAUUGAGGCGCCAAAGUGAGGGGCGAAAGACGGGAUCAGCUGAAUCAGCUGGCGGAGGAAGUGCGCGAAGUCAUUCCCUGAAAGCGCCGGGAUGCACCCGGACCGAAAUGAUUGAAGUGCUUCGCGUCCGCGGAAAUCUCGAAUACCGCCCUAACUUUGAGCAGACGAACGUGGUCCCAAAUUGUGCCCGAAAACCGUGGAUGCUGAUGGUGGCCGGAGGGAGUUCGCGCGAGGAUGAUAAGCUGAAAUCGAACACUCGGCGUAACCUUUGAACCGUGAUUUUUCCCGGCGAAUGAUGUAAUCAAACGGGCCCUCCGCGUGCGCCUGACCGAGUUUCCGUGACGGAGCUCGAGAAGGAUGGAAAAACUCGUUCUUUUAAGAAAUGUGUGAGUUUCUUGCAGUGAUGUCACAGAAUCUCGGCACCCCGGAUCCCAACUUCGAUCCGGAACUGCUCUUCGAUCCGGAGCUGCUCUCGGAUCUUGCGCUCAGACCUGCGGAAGGCUUGGAAAUUCGACCCCUCAGGAGAGACGACUAUAGAAAAGGUUUCCCUGAGCUUCUCUCGCAAUUGACGACGGUGGGCGAUUACGACGAAGAAGCAUUCAGAGCCAGAUUCGACGCGAUGCGGAGCUGCAAACAUCACUAUUUUGUCACAGUUAUCGAAGACAAACGAGUUGCAAAAAUCAUCGCCGCGUCCACCCUGGCAGUCGAGUUGAAGUUCAUUCGAAACUGCGCUUUGCGUGGACGCCUGGAAGACGUUGUGGUGAAUCAAACAUACAGAGGGAAAAAUCUCGGCCGGAUAAUCGUUCAGAGUAUCGUUCACUUAGCCCGUCGAGUCGGCUGUUACAAGUUAUCGCUGGACUGCAAGGAUGAUCUCAUAAAAUUUUACGAAUCCUCGGGCUUCAAGUGCGAGGCGGGGAAUGCCAACACCAUGAUCAUCAGACUCUGAAUACAGUCCACCAGAGAGCCAUUCGAUCCUCUGAGUCGAAUUUUAUCGAAGUUCGCCGAGAGCGAUGAGUCUCACGCCUCCUAUCACAUGCGCCCAAGCUGUUCAAAUCGCGAUAUUCUGCCCGACAAUUUAUGAGGAGGAUGCGGGACCUUUGCUGAAUAUUUUGUGAUUUUUUUCGUCAAUAAACAGAGCUGCUUCCGGU